GGGUGUCUCCUUCUCCUGCCUCGCAGGGCUCACACACAAGCGACCACACGCCGACCACCACCACCAGCUACCUCGCCGGCCGCCAUGGCCGCCCGCCUCGCGGCCCGCCGCCUCCUCGGUCUCGCCUCCGCCUCCGCUUCACAGUCCGCCGCCCGCCGAAUCGCUCCUUCUCCGAUCUCCUCCCCCGCCGCCGCAGCCGCCACGGGAUACUUCUCCAGGACCUUCUCCUCGGCGCUUAACUACCACAUCGAUUCGCCGGAGAACAGCCCGGACAUGCCGUGGGAGUUCACGAAGACGAACAUGGAGAAGGUCAAGGAGAUUCUAUCUCAUUACCCAAGCAACUACAAGCAAUCUGGUAUCAUCCCAAUGCUUGAUCUUGCACAGCAGCAGCAUGGCGGAUGGGUCCCGGUUGCAGCAAUGGAUGCUAUUGCUAAAAUUGUCGAAGUUGCGCCGAUCAGGGUCUAUGAAGUUGCAACAUUUUACUCAAUGUUCAACAGGACUAAGGUAGGAAAAUAUCACCUUUUGGUGUGUGGAACUACACCUUGUAUGAUUCGUGGUUCACGUGAUAUUGAGGAAGCCCUGUUAGAACACCUUGGAGUUAAACGGAAUGAGGUGACAAGCGAUGGUUUAUUUUCUGUCGGGGAAAUGGAAUGCAUGGGUUGCUGUGUGAAUGCUCCCAUGAUCGCGGUGGCUGACUAUUCCAAAGGUUCAGAUGGUUACUCAUACAAUUAUUACGAGGACCUCACUCCAAAGCGUGUUGUUGAGCUGGUUGAAAUGCUGAGAAGAGGAGAAACGCCCCCUCGCGGCACACAGAACCCAGAGCGGAAAAACUGUGGUCCUGCUGGAGGGAACCUCACCUUGCAAGGCGAGCCAAAACCUCCGCCAUGCAGGGACCUCGAUGCCUGCUAGGUUUGCUAUGAGCUACAAGCGGAUAUGUAUGCCUGCUAGGUUUGCUUUGAGUUACAAGCACACAAAUAAGUCGGUUCGCAGUGUAUGUUGUUGAAACCGCAAACAACUGAUAGGCAAUUUGAUCUUUGUGGUCACCAUCUCUUGUUUCUUUUUUAUUCAUUUGUGCCAUCAGCUAAACUGCCACCCAUUAAUAGAGAUAGUGCUGUUUCAAAGUUGAGGUGGCGAAACCUUUGUAUUCGCCAAAAGAAACUGGGGCCCUGGGCAUCCUUGGAGAAUCGAUCGCAUUUGCUGUUAUGCUACUCCUGCAGUGUUAAACUCUUGUUGUUCGUGCAUUAAAGUUUAAACAUGGUACCUUAAGCCUUACGGUCCA
This is a messenger RNA of Lolium perenne, 1279 nucleotides long. RefSeq names its product NADH dehydrogenase [ubiquinone] flavoprotein 2, mitochondrial. Lineage: Eukaryota; Viridiplantae; Streptophyta; Magnoliopsida; Poales; Poaceae. Gene Ontology annotation, biological process: mitochondrial electron transport, NADH to ubiquinone. Gene Ontology annotation, cellular component: respiratory chain complex I. Gene Ontology annotation, molecular function: NADH dehydrogenase activity. The record is from RefSeq and is a predicted model, not a curated record.